Molecule: messenger RNA, 951 nt
Organism: Geodia barretti
Lineage: Eukaryota; Metazoa; Porifera; Demospongiae; Tetractinellida; Geodiidae
Source: the annotation of a GenBank genome assembly
AUGGCACAGGCAAGCUUUGCGGAACUGGAGCACGACUUGAAGAAGCGCCGGACGCGGCGUGAGUUGUUCCUUGAGAAGAUGGACAAGCUGGUUCCCUGGGAGCGGCUGGAGCGACGGAUCGAGCCGUUCUAUGCGAAGGCGGGGCGCGGUCGGCGCCCGUACCCGCUGUCGGUGAUGCUGCGUGUUCACUGCGUGCAGUUGUUCUACAACCUGAGCGACCCGGGGAUGGAGGACCUUCUCUACGAGGUGGAGUCGGUGAGGCGUUUCGUGGGGCUGCGGUUGACGGAGGCGCUGCCCGACGAGACCACCAUCCUGAACUUCCGGCAUCUGUUGGAGAAGCACGGCCUGGGCGAGGGUCUGUUCGAGGAGAUCAAUGCGCACCUGGCGUCGCGCGGCCAUCGGCUGCGCACGGGGACGAUCGUUGACGCGAGCAUCAUCGACGCGCCGUCGUCGACGAAGAACCGGCGCCGCGCACGGGACCCUGAGAUGCAUCAGACGAAGAAGGGCAAGCAGUGGUAUUUCGGGAUGAAGGCGCACAUCGGGGUGGACGCCGGGUCGGGUCUGGCGCACAGCUUGACGACGACGGCGGCCAACGCAAGCGACGUGACGCAGGCGGGAGCGCUGCUGCAUGGCGCUGAGACGACGGCGUGGGGCGACGCAGGCUACCAGGGGGUGGAGAAGCGUCCCGAGCACCGGGACGGCGGUGUCGAGUGGCGUGUGGCGAUGAAGCCGGGGCGGCGCCGGCUGCUGGGCGAGGGCGUCGCCGAAGAGGCGGCCGAGAAGCGCAAGGCGUCGGUGCGGGCGAAGGUUGAGCAUCCGUUCCUGUACGUGAAGCGGCACUUCGGCUACGCCAAGGUGCGCUACCGGGGCGUGGCAAAGAACAGGCAGCGCAUCGCGUUGCUGCUGGGGUUCUCGAAUCUGCUGAUCGCCGGCCGCUACGCGACGGGAUGA